This is a messenger RNA of Brachypodium distachyon (stiff brome), 1191 nucleotides long. RefSeq names its product WUSCHEL-related homeobox 5. The coding region runs from base 51 to 986 and encodes 311 amino acids. The transcript has 2 exons. Gene Ontology annotation, molecular function: DNA-binding transcription factor activity; DNA binding. The record is from RefSeq and is a predicted model, not a curated record. Gene Ontology annotation, biological process: plant organ development. Lineage: Eukaryota; Viridiplantae; Streptophyta; Magnoliopsida; Poales; Poaceae.
UCUCCCCUCUACCCUGCAGAGCUAGCCCAAAGAUCCGUCAAUCGGCCGCCAUGGACAUCCUGCAGAAGCACGGCGCCGACGCCCGCAACCGCAACAACAACAACCAGCAAGCGCCCAUCCGCCUUUCCCUCUCCCCUCCGGGCCGGGUUCCGGUGUCCCCGCCGAUGUCCCCGAACUCGGAGGCGGCGUUGCUGGCGAACGCACGCUGGACGCCGACCCAGGAGCAGCGGGAGCUCCUGGAAGGGCUGUACCGCCAGGGGCUGCACACCCCGAGCGCGGAGCAGAUCCAGGGGAUCGCGGCCAGGCUGCGGCAGCACGGCCCCGUCGAGGGUAAGAAUGUCUUCUACUGGUUCCAGAACUACAAGGCCCGCCAGCGCCAGCGCCAGAGGCUGCAGGGCCUCGCCUACUUCGACAGGGAAUUCCGCCGCCCCAUGCCGAUCCCCGUGCUCCACAGGUUCCCCUCGCCGCCGGCGACGGCUCCUGUUCCUCUUCUUCCUGCUGCAUGCAACAGAUCGGAAGCGAAUAUGUACAGGCAGCCAAGCUUCUUCCCGCAGACGCCACAGGCCGCGGCAAAUGCAACUGCAGCCCACUACUUGCAGACUCAACCGCCGCUGCUGUACCCUGGAUUCGGAAACGCCCCGGCGCUCUCAAGGUACCAGCAGCCAGCUCCGAACAGCGCCGGCGGCAGCGGCACUCAACAACUGCGCGGGAUGCGCUUCCCUUCGGCCAGUGGGGCGGCGAACGCCAGCUCCGGAUCCGGCACCCGUGACCGUGAGACCCUGCAGCUGUUCCCGCUGCAGCCCACCUGCUGGCAGAUGCGCGAGAAGAAGAAGAAAAACUGCAGCAGCACCGGGAGCGGCUCCCCGAGUCCAAUGACGCCCUCCAGCUCCGGCUCAGCCUCCUCGUCGUUCUCUUUGGAGCCGGAGAGCCCGGAAGUGCCGUUCUAUGACUUCUUCGGCCUUCAGUCUGGAGGCCGCGCUGAUUAAUUCGUUGGGAACGAAUUGAAAGGGAGCUAGUAGGAAGAUGAUGACUGUCGAUUUGUCGAACUGUGUCGACUUGGUUAAUUCCUGCAGACUAUAUCUCUCUCAUGCAUGGUCGAGCUUUGAGUUGAUGGACCCAUUGCGUUUUGGGAAAAUUUAUUUACUUAGAAAUGGACUUGUAGUGAGGCCGCAUCUUCCUGUCAGAGAUGGU